CGCCAGGCUAAUUUUCAGCAAAUUUUUUUUCUUUUUUUUUUCAGCAACAAGAUCUACAACCUCGGAUGAUGCUCUUUAUGUAAUCAAUGAUUAAUGGUAUGGUUGCUCAUGAAUCCAUCGCGAAACAGGGCUAAGUAAACGUUAAGGAUUUCAAGUGUUUUGAAUCACAUCAGGUUUGAUUUAUUGUCAGGUUGAAGCAAUUAUUCAAGCCGGUUGGGAUUCAAAUCUGUGGAAAAGUAAAGAAUAGAUUCAUGCUAUAGUGGGCGGCUGUGAUGAUUUUUUUCGAUGCCGACUGGAAGCAGAACGAGUUUGACAUCCCAGGUAUUAUUGUCCCAAUUGGUUCUUUUCCUAAACUGUUCCCCGCAGCUUCCUGCUCAUAUAUGUGAGUGUGUAACCAUGGUGAUUUCAUUUCUCGUCUCGCUCAUUCAAGAUCAAAUUAUGCAUUUGCUGCAGGGAAUGAGGAUCUCUGAACUUAUGAACAGAGUGGUUGCCGUACGACCUAGGGCUCAGGAAGACCAUCAGGAACACCUACAUCUACAGAGCCCUCUGCUACACCAUACAUAUUCUAAAUUGUAUUUGGAAGUACUGACGAUCUACAGCUGCCCUGCUAAGCGGAAAAAACGAACAAGGAUAUAAGCAUUUGUCUAUGCGCUAAUGGUCAAGUUCGUUAUUAAGAUAUUGAUAAUUAAGUUAUUACAACGAAAUAAUGGUCUAAAUUGCACUGAUAUGGUAUGAUCAUUUUGUUGUAAAACUAUAUGGUUUCCAAUUUGUGGCACCGCCUUGUUUAGUGUUUAAGAGUGUUCAGGAUAUUAGUCCAUGUGGAAACAUAUUUCUUUUUAUUAAUAUAAAUUUUAUUGGGUA
Messenger RNA from Papaver somniferum (opium poppy), 861 nucleotides. RefSeq lists its product as uncharacterized. Bases 286 to 636 code for a protein of 116 amino acids. The transcript is spliced from 6 exons. NCBI's taxonomy places the organism in Eukaryota, Viridiplantae, Streptophyta, Magnoliopsida, Ranunculales, Papaveraceae. The record is from RefSeq and is a predicted model, not a curated record.